Molecule: messenger RNA, 7024 nt
Organism: Acipenser ruthenus (sterlet)
Lineage: Eukaryota; Metazoa; Chordata; Actinopteri; Acipenseriformes; Acipenseridae
Product: nectin-1-like
Exons: 9
Coding region: 1002-2567 (521 amino acids)
Biological process (GO): protein localization to cell junction; heterophilic cell-cell adhesion; homophilic cell-cell adhesion
Cellular component (GO): adherens junction
Source: RefSeq, a predicted model, not a curated record
UGCAGGACGAUGCGGAAGCCCCGCCCCCGUGUGACGUCAUCGUGCUCCGAUCCUUGCUCUGUCGAGUCAGUUACACUGUAGCAUUCGUGCUGAGGAGGUCUUGAGAGCAAGGCAUUUCCUACAGGCUGUAAUUGCACAGGGGGAAAAGAAACAGGAAUACUGGGAGGGAACGCAUCUGCAACCAGUGAGAAAGAGCAUAGCCAGCCCCGCACACAACUCCAACAAACAGAUAUCCAUUUAUCCUAAGCGCAUUUCGCUAUGCCGAGAAGAUGGCUUUUUGAAACUUGUAUUUUAACAUUUUCGAAAAAGAUCCGACGAGGGAAAACAAACUAAAGCUUUGGAAAACGACUGGCAUUUUUUGGUUUGUUUCGGGGAAAAGAAAAAAAAAAAGAAAGAACUGUCAUUCGGGAACUUGCACCGCAUCAACCUCACCAAAAUAAUCUCCCCGCCCCUCUCUCCUCCUUUCUCCCAAAAAGGGGGACACAGUACAGGGAAAGACCAGGGACGUAGAGCGAGGGUUACAAUCGCAUCGUUGUUGGAGCUUUGGAGCAGUUAUUAGUGUGUGGAUUUUCAAAUUCUGGGCAUUAUGGAAUGCUGAACUUUCUUGUCUUGAAAGAGGGAUUUCUCCCCUUCCUUGGCUUGGCUACCCGCGCACUUUACACGCAUGAUUAAAGCAUUCGAUUUGCAUGGCCUCUCCAGAAAUAAAGGGGGCAUUGCUUCAUUAUUAGAACACAUUUCACUGAACACAAGUGCAAAUCCCGGAAUACCGCCCGAUUUGGAUGGGAGGAGAGAUCGCAGUACACUUGCAUCCAGCUGUUAGUGCCGCUGCCUCUGCCAUUGCGCUCGCUGUUAUUUUUUUGAACGAUAUUUCGCAGCGGAAAACCUGAUUAUUGUGAACUAGUGGCGUUUCUGACCACGUCCCUCGCUGAAGUUGCGCGCCAGUUAAAUCCCUACUUCAUUUUUUUUUUUUGGUUUUGUUUGGGAGAUUUUGGGACGGAGACAUGGCCGUGUUGAUGCUGUCCAGUUUUUUGAUAUGUCUGCUGGCUGUAACUUUAUCAGCCGCACAAUCCCAGGUGGUCCAAGUGGACGACCGCGUGUCCGGCUUCGUGGGCACAGAAGUGGUCCUGAGCUGCACCUUCUCAAACACCAACCCCAACGUGAAGAUCACGCAGGUCACCUGGCAGAAGCUGCUCAAUGGCACCAAGCAGAACGUAGCCAUCGCCAACCCCACCAUGGGCGUGUCCGUGCUGCCGCCGUACAAGGACCGCGUGACCUUCCGCAACCCCGCCGUGGGGUACCGCACCCCCUCCCUGGAGGAUGCCACCAUCCGCCUGUCCGGCCUGAGGCUGUCCGACGAGGCUGCUUACAUCUGCGAGUACGCAACCUUCCCAGCCGGCAACCGGGAGAACCAACUCAACCUCACCGUGCUGGCCAAACCCAUCACUCGGAUGACGCUGACCUCCCCAACUAUCACGGCCCAGGCCGGUGAGACCAGUAAGAAGGUAGUGGCCACGUGCGUCUCGUCCAAUGGCAAGCCCCCGAGCGUGAUCACCUGGGAGACAAAGCUGAAGGGGGAGCCCACCUUCCAGGAGACGCGGAACCCAAAUGGCACGGUGACCGUGCACAGCAACUACCUGGUGGUGCCGAGCCGAGAGAUCCACCGGCAGCAACUUACCUGCAUCGUGAACUACCAAAGCGAGAGGAUUACCAACAGCCUCACCCUCAACGUGCUCUAUGAGCCUGAAGUGACGAUUGAAGGAUUUGAUGGAAACUGGUACCUGAACCGACAAGACGUCAAGCUCACCUGCAAGUCUGACGCCAACCCCCCAGUCACCGUGUACCAGUGGAAGCUGCUCAAUGGUACGAUGCCCGUCAACGUGGAGGUCCUCAACAGCACCCUGUUCUUCAAGGGGCCCGUGACGAGUGACUUGGCCGGAACAUACGUGUGCGAGGCUGCCAACGUGAUCGGGACACGCUCCGGGCUUGUGGAGGUCAACGUCACAGACAAGCCCCUGCCCCAGGGUGCCCCUGGAAGAGUGAUUGGGAUUAUAGGUGGCAUCGUGGCGGCUGGGCUCAUCAUUGGCGUGGCCGUGACCGUUUUUGUGGUCUACCGUCAUCAACAGAAGAGCCGAACAGAGACAGACAAUGACCUGACGGACCUUCCUCCCGCCCAUAAACCAGCCCCCCCGCCCCCCAAGAAGAAGACCAUCGAGAUGAAAAGCCACCUGACAGCAGGCGAUAUCCAGGUGGUACAUCUGGACAAACCGGAAGAGCAACUGCAGAAAUUUCCUCUCCAGCCUCCUUAUUACGACAUGGCACCCUCUGAGUCAAGCCCAUACUCAGACACUUCGAACUCUGGGAAGCGUUACGAAGAGCUACCAAACCCGGCUGACUAUGUGAGCUACCACCACGCCUGUCUGGAGCCGCAGCCCCCUCCAGCCUACCCCCCCAUCUCCCUCCUGCCCCAGAACCCCUACACCCGGCACCCUCCCAACAGCCCUGUCUACAGGUACCCCCCUCCAGGCUCACGAGCCCCAUACAUCUGUCCCAAGGAACAGUACGUCUAACGCCCAACGUCUCUGCCCUACACUACAUGGGAAUAAGCAACAAGGAAAUGCAUACAUAAGAGAGAGAGAGUGGGAGAGAGAGACAGAGAGAGGUCGUCCUUUCUGCUGGUCCCACAAGUCUUUCGUGGACUGAACCUUUGUCCACGGCAUGUUGCACCAGCCUGCCACUAGGGCUUCCUGUGCUGUGCUGUGCCACACUGAUGAUGCCACCACCAUCACCACCUCCACCCUCCUCCACCGCACUCCACCCUCCACCACUGCACUCCACCCUCCUCCACUGCACUCCACCCUCCACCCUCCUCCACCGCACUCCACCCUCCUCCACUGCACUCCACCCUCCUCCACCGCACUCCACCCUCCUCCACCGCACUCCACCCUCCUCCACCGCACUCCACCCUCCUCCACCGCACUCCACCCUCCUCCACUGCACUCCACCCUCGCUCAGCAAAACUAAAUGGGUAACAAGAGAACCUUUGCCUUUUCUUGACUUUUUUUUUAUUCUUUUUGUUCUGAAUGUGUCGAAUUGCAUUCUUGUGCUUCACGCUGUUUGGAUUUUAGUGUUUUUUUUUCCGUCACAUUCCGCGAAUGUAUGGGUGACUUGAUUCGUUAUUAUUUCAUUUGUUUUGCGUGAAUGUUAUGUGAGUGCUUGAGUUUAUGCGUGAGCCUGUAUGCAAACCUAAUUCUUAUUUUUUUUUACAUUAUUAUUAUUAUUAUUAUAAUUAUUAUAUUAGUGUUACUAUUAAAUACAUGGGAAGGCAGUGUCCCUUUUUUCUGGCUUACCUUAUUCUCAGUUCCUCAGUAUCAGCCCUGGUGUUUGCAUCCCUUGGAACUAGCUGCCUGUACAACCUAGUUCCACUACCUAGCAUUAGUGGGCUGGAAUUACAGAGGCUGUAUGUAGCAGUGCUGCAGUGAAGAGACGCUCCAUUACUCAUGAACUUCCCAUUCACUUUGCAUUGAAUCUGAUCAAUCUACACCUGUAACACAGCAUCUCAAGUGGCUGUUUUAACAUACCCGGUUUUGAGUAGAAUCCUUUUUCUUAAGGGUGGGGACUUAAAUCCUCCACUUAAAUCCACAUGCUGCACAGACGGGAAUAAAGAUCUGCCAUUGACAACCACCCUGCCUCUCCAAGCAAAUACCUUUAAAAUGCCAUUAAAAGAGACCCAUUUGGAAAAAUAGACAAGCGAUUUCAUACAGUCCCUGCCUGCAGUCUAUGGGGGCAUGAAAAGGUUGUCCACUAGUCUUUGCAGCGGUUGAACUGCUGACCCCUGAGCCAGGACAUCGGGAUACUGCCUGUGUGGAAUAGCGCGGGUAGAAAACACAGGCUUUCCUAGAGGAAGCACAGAUUUAAACCGCUCACAGUGUUAUUGCUGUCUGAUCAAUGAAAUAGAUGUGUGUUCUCACUGAAAACCUAUUGUGUUUCUUGUGCUAAAUGUGAAAGAAGACAAUUCAAAUAAAUGACUGCUUAAAUACAACCUGUUGCUUUCGCAGUGUGGCAGAGACCCAAUGCAGCACUUACUGCACAUCAAAACAGACCACACAUCAAAUAUAUAGGCAGGUACUAUUGAGAUUUGAACCCAGAAUUAUUAUUAUUAUUAAUAUAAUAAUAAUAAUAAUAAUAAUAAUAAUAAUAAUAAUAAUAAUAAUAAUAAUAAUCAGUACUGUAUUUUUGCUGAUGUAAUGCAAAGAAACAAUAUCUCACAGAGACUGUACAUAUAAGAUAUGAUACAUAAACAAUGCAACGCUCCGACAAUAUUGUAUCAUUAAAGUUAAAAGGAUAAUCAGUAAUCUCCAGUUUGAACAGUAACAGUUUUAUUACAACAGUGAAGGCCGUUGUGUGGUUUUUAUAUGAACCUUGUUAAUAUAACGCAAUACUUUUUUUAGGAAGUAAUAAGGACAUUAUAUUAUUUGAUUUUUUUUCUGAAGAAACAAGUAAUGAGUAAUAACUUACUUUAUUUUCUCAGUAACGUGCCCAACACUGUGCAUAUAUUAGUCAUAGCAGAAGUGUAGUAAAGCAGUUUAUCGAAUUAUAGAGUGGGAAACGGAUUUCGGUCAUUAAUAGUUCAUAAGAUGAGGUUAAAUCUAUUUAAACAGAAGAUAUUAGUGGAGAGAGUGGUCAGUGAAUGCACAGAAGUGCUGCAGAUGUGUGCCAUUCGUGUGUCGAUACUGCAGUCGUGGGGUGACCCUGAGCCUUUUGCAUUGGAUGAAUCGAUUACCUGCACUGCAGGUACUGGCGCCCCCCUCUGCAUUAUUUUGCAUGUAAUCUGCCGUUGCUGCCGUACUGUGGGUGUCUCUGAGUCACACUGUCCAAGCAACAGGUGUAUCUACUAGUGUACCUGCAGACUCCACUGUGUUACUGCACUGGCAGUGAGUUUCUCAAUGUCACCCGGGCGUCAUUGGAGAUGUCGAGAUUAUCGUAUUUCUGUUCUGCUUUUUGUAUUUUUAAAUGUGGUAUUAUUCUGUUAAUGCACCUGGCAGUAUUAUAUGUACAUUUCUUUUCAGAGAGAAAACAUUUGAAAGCGUUGCUGUAUAAUUACGAUGGUUGCCAUGGUUUUGUUAGUUUAUUUGGUCGUGUGUGUGUUUUAAACUUUUCUUUGUAAUUCGUGUCUGUUUUUUUCUCAUAGUUGGAAAGUAAGCUCAGUGUGAAGUGUAUGUUAGUGUCAUCUCGAGAUUUUCUGCAAAGACUUCAGUGUUAAUAUUCCUAAAAUACUUUCUGUCUCGCUGGAUUUCUUUCUACUGCAUUCAGCUCAAUGCAUGAGCCAGUUUGAUCCAGGGCUCCCUUCGCAACCACCAGCUGUUCUGCAAGGUCAGCUAUCACCUGAGUGUGUUCAAUGGUCCACCAGCUUGUUUUGCAAAAACAGCUCUGAAUAAUUCCAUUGCUACAUGAGCUGUCUGAUUUCAAAACACCGUUCUUUAUUUUCUUCUGAAAUACAAACCCAGUCCUUUAAAGUUUCAGGUAAAAAAAGGAGCUCAAAAAGUUUCAGCAUCAAAUUUCACAGCACGAGAUUCAAAACCAGCGCCAGCAGAGCUGACAGGAACGUCACUUCUCUAUCACUUCAGAUUUAGCAGGACUGUUUUGUAAUUUUGAACUUGCUCUUCGUUUUCAUGCUGGGUUUCAAGUAUCUUUUAUUGUUUGGUUUGUUUCUGUUGGAGAAGAAUUCAACCCCUCAACUCAGACUACUAACAGUGCCAAAAAGCCUCUCUGUGGGUAACAUCCGUAGAGCCACGUUUCCACCACUUUGCUGGUAACACUUUAAAUUACAGGGCCUGAAUACAUUUGUAAUUACAUUGUAAUGACUAUGUAACUACCAAUUAUACCUUCUCUUACUUGGUAACUACUGUGCUAAUUACAUGUGACAAUAUUGUAUUGGUAACACCAUGGAACAGAUCAUUUCCAUGUAAUUAUAAACUUGUCCCACUCGUAGUUACCUUUGUAAAGCAGAAAACACUAGUAGUUAUUACCAUGUUGUUAUAUAGUUAUGCAUGCAUUUUACCGUCCUACUUAAUUAUAAACUGGGUGCAGCUUCCCACAUCGUACAGAGGGUGCUGGUAAACUGCGGAGGUGUGCAUAUCAUUGAUCUCUGACAGCACACACAGACAUGUGGGUCAAUGAGUUCAUAAAACACAUAGGGAGCAUAAUGUGCAACCCCUAUAAAAGUUUACCAUGGUACAUUUGUGCAGUAAUUAUGCAGACUCCCCCGUGCUUUUCUCAUGUCUGUACCAAGCACGUACCACGUUUUCUUAGCUGUACUUUCACAGUGCUUGUCUCUGAUUCACUGCACUUCGACUGUGCUUUUACCAUUCGAUGAACUUUUAAAAUGCAGGUUGAUACUGAAGGCCUUGCUGCUGCUUCAUGUUGUUGGAUUUUAUUUAUUCGUUUAAUUAAGUAUUUAUUUAUUUGUUAAGGCAUUGCAGGAACUCUCGGGGUGUGCUUUAGUUGUUGUAAUUUUAGAUGUGGAGAUCUGGAGGCGAGAGAUUAGUUCUUACACUGACCUGACUGAGUUGUGUUCAGGCUAGCCUUAGGCCCCUAGCUUUUGAAGGCUUGUUUUUUAAUAAAGCAGGCCUGUAUCACUGUUUUGCCCCCUUAGUGGGAUAUUCAACUAUAAUAUACAGUGGUGCUUUAUGACCGUUUGCCAUGCCAACCCACUGUCUUUCGUCAACAGCAGCAAAUCUAAUUAAAAACUGUGCCGCCAACUCAAAAAACGCGAGCGAGCCUGAACGCAUCACAAAAAACAAAAAAAAAGCAAAUUAGCUCCUGCCCUGUAACACAAUGUGGCAUGACGAUGAAUUUGUUAGUGUAAUUUUUCAUUAUUAAUAUUAUUAUUUUAAUCUGUAGUCUCAUAUUUCUGUGAACUUCUCCAGUGGUUUUUAUUUUCACUGAGUACUCAACUGAGCCAUUGCUUUUGGAGCUAUCUUAAAAGGGAAAGCAAAAUGUAUGUCCAUUAAAGAUUGAAGUAUCA